UUCUACCAGUGCUGUGCCAGGAACAACGCCAAGCUGCUGCAGGAGUUACUGGCGCGUGGGGUGAGCCGGGAGGAGGUCACGGAGCUGGAUAUCAACGGGAGGAAUGGGCUCAUGGUGGCCUGCUUCAAGGGCUUCAUGGACAUCGUGACCCUGCUGAGCAAAUGCCCCUACGUAGACAUCAAUCACCAGGAUAACGACGGGAACACGGCCCUCAUGAUCGCUGCUCAAGCAGGACACGUCACGGUAGUUAACUAUCUCCUGAACUACUACCCCAUGGUGGAGAUCGAGAAGCGGGACGUGCGGGGCCUGACGGCGCUCAUGAAGGCGGCAGUGCAGGGGCGGAAGGAGUGCGUCACCGCACUGCUCCUGGCAGGAGCUGACCUGACAGCGGUGGAUCCUGUCCGGAGGAAGACAGCCCGGGAGUGGGCAGGUCUGACUGGGCGCUUCGAGACCAUUGUGCAGAUCCGGAGCAUCCUGCAGCGGCCCCGAGCCGAGCAGUUCAGUGACCAGUACCAGCCCGAGUGGCCGGCACUGCCCGAGUUGGUGGCCAAGGCACUGGCCACUAAAUCCAGGUGCAAGAGACUGUUGGAGAAGAUCUGCUCCACCUUCAGCAUCAACCUCCCGCAUGACCCCGAGGCGGACGGGGUGAUGGACCACAUGGUCCGGAUGACCACAUGCCUGGCCAGCCCCUUUGUGGCUACGGCCUGCCAAACCAUUUGCCCCGGGAGCCCCCCCGAGGUGGGCAAGCAGAGGCUGUCAGUGCCGGAAAUCCUCAAGGAGUACACGCCGGAUCCUGAUGCCAAGUCCGAGCCCGACUCAUCCUCCUGCAACGGCCAGGCUGUGUCAGAGACCCACGUCCUGGUCCCGUACCGGAGCCCCUCCGGCAUGCUGAGCUUCCUCCCCCUGCGGCUACUGCGCAGGAACAGCGUCUUCCCCGGGGGCCACAUCCCCAAAAUCAAACUGGUCAAGGCCACCUUCCCCCCGGCCUGCCAGGAGAAGCCGCCGCGGUCGCGGAAAAACAAGAACACGCUGGAGCUGCCCAAGUGGAAGUACAAGGAGCUGAAGGAGGAGAAGAAGAAAGCGGCUGAGGCGGAGGAGAAGCAGAAGGAGACGACGACAAAAACGAAGACGAGCAAAGGGAAGAAGUCAUAG
Molecule: messenger RNA, 1152 nt
Organism: Emys orbicularis (European pond turtle)
Lineage: Eukaryota; Metazoa; Chordata; Testudines; Emydidae
Gene: ANKRD33
Product: ankyrin repeat domain 33
Exons: 4
Coding region: 112-1152 (346 amino acids)
Molecular function (GO): protein binding
Source: RefSeq, a predicted model, not a curated record